CCAUCCCUUUAACACAACCCAACACAAACUUAAUAGAAAUUCUCACAAAUCCACACAGCGUAGCCUCUCGUUCAAACCUUUCGAACAAGCUCAGAUCUUUCGAAAGCCUCUCUCUCUCUCAAUCUCAAGAUGCAGAUCUUUGUUAAGACACUCACUGGCAAGACCAUCACCCUUGAGGUGGAAAGCUCAGACACCAUUGACAAUGUCAAAGCUAAGAUCCAAGACAAGGAGGGUAUCCCACCAGACCAGCAGAGGUUGAUCUUUGCCGGAAAGCAGCUCGAAGAUGGUCGCACCCUUGCAGACUACAACAUCCAAAAGGAAUCCACCCUCCACCUGGUGCUCCGGCUCCGAGGUGGAAUGCAAAUUUUUGUGAAGACCUUGACUGGCAAAACAAUUACUUUGGAAGUUGAGAGCUCUGACACCAUUGAUAACGUCAAAGCCAAAAUUCAAGACAAGGAGGGUAUCCCACCAGACCAGCAGAGGUUGAUCUUUGCCGGUAAACAACUCGAAGAUGGUCGCACACUUGCCGACUACAACAUACAAAAGGAAUCCACCCUUCACCUGGUGCUCCGGCUUCGAGGUGGAAUGCAAAUUUUUGUGAAGACCUUGACCGGUAAAACCAUUACUUUGGAAGUUGAGAGCUCUGACACCAUCGAUAAUGUCAAAGCCAAAAUUCAAGACAAGGAGGGCAUCCCACCAGACCAGCAGAGGUUGAUCUUUGCCGGCAAGCAGCUUGAAGAUGGUCGGACCCUAGCCGACUACAAUAUCCAAAAGGAAUCCACCCUCCACCUGGUGCUCCGGCUUAGAGGUGGAAUGCAAAUUUUUGUUAAGACCUUGACUGGCAAAACAAUUACUUUGGAGGUUGAGAGUUCAGAUACUAUCGAUAAUGUUAAAGCUAAGAUCCAAGACAAGGAGGGUAUCCCACCGGACCAACAGAGGCUGAUUUUUGCUGGCAAGCAGUUGGAAGAUGGAAGGACCUUAGCUGAUUACAAUAUUCAAAAGGAGUCAACCCUGCACUUGGUGCUGCGUUUGCGUGGUGGAAUGCAGAUAUUUGUGAAGACUUUGACCGGAAAAACCAUAACCUUGGAGGUUGAAAGCUCAGACACUAUUGACAAUGUCAAGGCUAAGAUACAGGACAAGGAAGGUAUCCCACCAGACCAACAAAGGCUUAUCUUUGCAGGAAAGCAACUUGAAGAUGGAAGGACUCUUGCAGAUUACAAUAUCCAGAAGGAGUCUACCCUUCAUCUGGUGCUGCGCCUUCGUGGUGGAAUGCAGAUUUUUGUUAAGACCUUGACAGGGAAGACCAUUACUUUGGAGGUUGAGAGUUCUGAUACAAUUGAUAAUGUGAAAGCAAAGAUUCAGGACAAGGAGGGAAUUCCCCCAGACCAGCAGAGGCUUAUUUUUGCAGGCAAACAGCUUGAAGAGGGAAGGACUCUGGCUGAUUACAAUAUCCAAAAGGAGUCUACUCUGCACCUUGUCCUUCGCCUCCGUGGUGGUUUCUAAGCUUGGAUGGUUGUGAUUUUGUGUUCGAGUCCAUUGCCUUGAGUAUUUCAAUGUUGGUGCUUUUUGGUUUUUGUCUAUCUGUUAUCAGUUUACUUGCCAUUGUAUAAUGGCUCCUAAUAUGUUCUAAACUUGCUUUAAUUUAGUGUUGUUUGGUUAUGGUCGUGGUAUCUUAAAACUCGUUGAAUGGCCUUAUAUUGGUCAUUUUAUUAAGUAAUUUGAAUAAAGUUUCUUCUUUCGUGUAU
Messenger RNA from Quercus lobata, 1745 nucleotides. Its product is annotated as polyubiquitin. Gene Ontology annotation, molecular function: protein binding. Bases 130 to 1503 code for a protein of 457 amino acids. The record is from RefSeq and is a predicted model, not a curated record. The transcript has 2 exons. NCBI's taxonomy places the organism in Eukaryota, Viridiplantae, Streptophyta, Magnoliopsida, Fagales, Fagaceae.